This is a messenger RNA of Rhagoletis zephyria (snowberry fruit fly), 8647 nucleotides long. It is a transcript of the gene InR, whose product is annotated as Insulin-like receptor. Gene Ontology annotation, biological process: positive regulation of phosphatidylinositol 3-kinase/protein kinase B signal transduction; glucose homeostasis; cell surface receptor protein tyrosine kinase signaling pathway. Gene Ontology annotation, molecular function: insulin receptor substrate binding; ATP binding; insulin receptor activity. Gene Ontology annotation, cellular component: axon; insulin receptor complex; plasma membrane. The record is from RefSeq and is a predicted model, not a curated record. NCBI's taxonomy places the organism in Eukaryota, Metazoa, Arthropoda, Insecta, Diptera, Tephritidae.
AUGGCCAAAUGGCUAGGCGGCAGUGUUGUAUCACGUCUUUCCCCCCCCCAAAAANCCCCCCCCCCGCCCCCCUCCACCCCCCCAAAAAAAAACUCAUCAACACUGUUGCUAAUAUUUUUCCCCCAUCCAUUUUCUUUCAUUGCAGUGUGUCGCUCCUUGGAUAUACGCAACUCUCCGAGCGAAUUAAGUCAACUACGCAAUUGCACGGUCAUAGAAGGUUUCCUACUCAUCACACUCAUGAAUCAACACAAUACGCAGGAAUUCACACAAACCUUUCCGCUGCUUACCGAAGUCACGGAAUUCAUCAUCAUCUAUCGGGUGCACAAUUUACGUUCGCUGUCGCAAAUCUUCCCCAACUUGAGUAUUAUACGCGGCACGACACUGUUCGAAGGCUAUGCGCUCAUCGUCUAUUAUAAUCCGCAUCUAGAAGAUUUGGGCCUAUCCAAGCUGACCACGAUAUCGCGUGGUGGUGUGCGCCUCGAGAACAAUAUUGUGCUCUGCUAUGUAGAGACAAUUGCGUGGAAGCGAAUUGUUAACAGCGACGCGGAAAUAACCAUUGAGAAUAACAGCAAAUUGAUCGAGUGCCCCAAGUGUCCGGGCGAUACAAAGACUGGCAGAGAAGAUGGCGGUGACAGUGAGUUGGCUUGCAAGGAAUUCGACGGACAAAGACGGUGUUGGAGCAGUAAAAAGUGUCAGAAGAUUUGCCCUGAUCACUGCAAAAACAACUGUGUGAAUGAGCACACCUGCUGCAAUGAGAACUGUCUCGGCGGCUGCUCUCCCACCAACUUGAAUGAGUGCAUCAGCUGUCGUGACUUCUCCAUCUACAACAACACCUGCAUCAGUCAGUGUCCCAAAAAUUACUUCAGCUACUUGGAUCGUCGGUGCCUCACCGCUGACGAAUGUAUUGCCAUUGGUACCAAAUUCGAGAACAAUAAGCCGCAGAUCAUUGUGCCUUAUGACGGUAAAUGCUCCACUCGUUGCCCGAACGGCUACAACAAAAUCGGCUCGACGUGCAUGGCAUGCGGCGACAACUGUGUGAACAAGUGCGAUGGUGCGCUGAUCGACAGUGUGGAGCGUGCUAAGGAUUUCACCGGCUGCACGCACAUUGUCAAGAAUGGACUGACUAUUAGCAUAAAGCGUGGCGGAAAACAUUUGAUGGAGGAACUGGAAUCCGGAUUGUCGUCUAUACAAGAGAUCAGCACAUUUCUAAAGAUACAAGGCACUUAUGGUUUGACUUCGUUGUCGUUUUUGAGGCAUUUGAAGCGCAUUAAGGGUACUGAGCUCGAUGAGAAUAAAUUUGCCAUCUAUGCACUUGAGAAUAAUGACCUCGAAUCACUUUGGGGCCCCAAUCAGACGGUGACCAUUGAAAAGGGGCGUGUAUUCUUUCACUUUAAUCCAAAACUGUGUUACGAUGAGAUUGAAAAACUGUUACCGAUGAUGAAGGAAAAUGCGACGUUCGAUAAAAAUGAGGUGGCCAGGGAUUCCAAUGGACAUAAGGGGUCAUGUAACACAGAACAACUGAACGUUACCAUCGCGAAAGUGUCGAGCCGAGUUGCGGUUGUGAGAAUCGAAAAUCCAUUGGUAUUUGAUGACAAUCGAACUUUUAUUGGUUAUCAAUACUUUUACAUGGAGGAUAAGUACAAAAAUGCCACCAAGUAUUCACAGCGCAUCUGUGAUGAUGGGUGGAUUGUGAGUGACCCCACCAAGGAGACCCAAUACAUUUUCAUAAAUCUGCAACCAUUCACACAGUAUGCGUACUACGUGAAAACCUGGACCAUAUCCUCGGAGAAGCGUAACGCACAAAGUAAUAUACAGCAUUUCAAGACGAAAUCUGCGCAACCGAAAUUCGUGCAGAGCCUAAAUGCCUACUCAAUAUCAAGCUCAGAAAUCGCAAUUACAUGGACACCACCUGCCAAUCCUCAAGGCAAUCUGAUAGUAUAUCGCGUACAUGCAUCGCUCGACAAACGCAGUCAAGUAUUGGACUCACGCAACUACUGCAAAGAUCCUGCACAAAUCGACAAAGACGAUGAUGCCAAGGACCCCACGCGCGAAAGUCCAGGCGGUGUCACGGAACCACCAAACGCCGCCAACUGCAAAUGUGAUGCCGAAAAAUCGCCAAAUCACAGCGACAUCGAUACCAGCGAGGCGACUAUUGUUGCUGGCAUUGAUUUCGAGAAUACUCUGCAAAAUUUUAUUUACGUGAAGCAUACGAACGAGUCAAAGAAAUCAAGGAGCAGCAGCGACGACGACAGCAAAGCCUCACUCACCGAUAUGGAUGCUAAACGACGGCGGCGACGUCACAGUGAAGGUGCGCCCGAGGAUAGUUUUCUUGUACGCCAUAUGCGCGCCGUGCCCGAUCAUCUGGAAAACGUCAUACUGAAGAUUACCGCCGAGAAUGGAAACACAGGCGAUGCUAAUAUUAUAACCACAGUUGCACCGAUUGAGACUACCACACACGUCGGCAGUGCCAACAAAACGUCGCCCAAUAACGAGGCACGCAUGGAUGCCACCGGGCAAUACUAUGAGAAUAUCGUGCGGAAUAUUUCGGUUGCCACUACUAAAUAUGUGUUCGAAAACCUCAAGCACUUCUCCGUCUACAUGAUCGGCGUCGAAGCAUGCCGUGAGCCCGAGUUGGGCGCCACCGAGAAAGAGUGCAGUGAUGUGCGCACGAGUUUUGUGCGUACGAAAAAAAUGGAGGGCGUGGACAAGGUACAAAACCUGCGUGUUGACUUAGUGCCCACGAAUUCGACGCGAAGUGAUGUGCGCGUGCGUUGGGAUCCUCCCGAAAACCCCAAUGGUGAUGUGGUUUCCUACACGAUUUCCUAUAAGAAAUCCGAACAAGAUGCAGUCGAAGAGAAGCGUUGCAUCACGGAAGUGUUCUAUCGCAACUUGACUAACGGUUACAUAAUGCCAUUGCCGACCGGCAAUUACAGUAUUAGGGUGCGCGCAAACUCACUGGCCGGCGAUGGUGUUUACUCGGAAGUUGUUUACAUUGACAUUCCGCCCGAAAAAUCGUCUGGCGCUUUGAUUGCCGGCAUUUGCUUUGGAGUCAUUGGUGUGCUCUUGUUGAUGGGUGGCGUUUACUGGUAUGUCCGACGAAAGUACGCACCGCCAAACGACAUCAAAAUCAUCCCCACCGUCAAUCCGUACUACAUAAGUUUGCAAUACGUACAAGACAGUUGGGAGGUGGAACGAGAUCGAGUCAUACAAUUAAGUCCACUCGGUCAAGGCUCUUUCGGCAUGGUCUACGAAGGUAUACUCAAGGGUGCAGACAAUAGUCAGGCAGACAUGCCGUGUGCCAUUAAGACUGUCAACGAAAAUGCUACCGAUCGCGAGCGUAUUAAUUUCCUGAGCGAGGCCAGUGUCAUGAAGCAGUUCGAUACGUAUCACGUGGUGCGGCUACUCGGCGUCUGUUCGAUUGGACAGCCAGCGCUUGUGGUAAUGGAGCUGAUGAAGUUCGGUGAUUUAAAGUCAUAUCUACGUGCACACCGCCCCGAUAGCGUGCAGGGUGAUGAAAUGCCGUUUAGGUACCGCGAAACUGGCGUACAACCGCCACCAUUAAGUCGCGUCUUCCAGAUGGCCAUUGAAAUUGCCGACGGUAUGGCUUACUUGUCAGCCAAGAAGUUUGUGCAUCGUGAUUUAGCGGCACGCAACUGCAUGGUUGGCUUUGAUUUGACGGUGAAAAUUGGUGAUUUUGGCAUGACUCGCGACGUCUAUGAGACUGAUUACUAUCGUAAAGGAGACAAAGGUCUGUUACCAGUUCGCUGGAUGCCACCGGAAAGUUUACGCGAUGGCAUCUAUUCCACUGCCAGUGAUGUGUUCAGUUAUGGUGUGGUGCUUUGGGAGAUUGUUACACUUGCAUCACAACCAUAUCCCGGCUACUCGAAUGAUCAAGUGCUGCGUUUUGUCAUCGAGGGGGGCGUUAUGGAACGCCCCGACAACUGUCCAGACAAAAUCUAUGAAAUUAUGCAACAAUGUUGGGAGCAUCGUCCCUCGAAGAGACCGUCCUUCUUCAAGAUUAUACGCAUGCUAAUGGACCAUGUGCACACGGACUCCGAAGGAUAUCUUUCUCACUUCCGUGAAGUGUCCUACUACUUCUCCGAUCAUGGUAUACUGGAACGUGAAAAAGAGCGAGCUGAGAGCAUGCACACUUCUGGUGAUAUUUUCAGUGAAGAGAACGAAAUCGACGAUGCUACCACUCCGUUGCGAACAGAUGAAUUCAAUGAAUAUAAACUUAAUUUGGCCAAUACUUCUUCGGUAGAACAUGGUGGCGAAAGCCCCAUGGCAAUUGACGAUGAUCAUCCCCACUCUCCAUAUAGCCAUAGCCUUGGCUCGGCCAACAUUGUCAGCAGCACCCCAGACGGCCAAUCGAAGAACAGCUACAAUUUCUCGCAAAUGUCACACAAUAACCAAACACUUCUUAGUUCGGUGCCUUCAACAUCAGCGGGCAUUGUCAGCGGUGGCUCUCAUUCGCAUUCACGUUCACAUCCGCUACAACAACCGGCUUCUCUUCGUCAGCCACGCUAUAGCCAGUUUCCCACUGAAGAGGCUGCUGCCAAUUAUGUCCUUCCCGACUAUGAUCCGCGCACUGCGUUCGAUGGGAAGAAUGCACGUCAGGGUCCAAUGGCCAGCGGUAGCGUUGAAACCGACGAGCGCGGCUAUGAGAUGUACGAUCCCAGUCCAAACUACCGCGAACACGUGCCAUACGAUCCGACUUUAGAUGAAGAAGAUUUCGAUGGUUUGCCAAUGGGCGGGCACAAUACCCGCAUCGGCAGCGGUGGCCAGCAGUUACUGCCUCGUAGUAAACCGCGACAUCGCAUGCCCACCAUAAUGCCAAUGUCCAGCUCAAUGCCCGAUGAAAUGAUUGGUACACCGAUUUGCUCCUCAUUGCAUCCGUCCACAGCUUCGGCGGCUUCGUCAAAUGCUUCCUCAACAAACGCGACAGCGGGCCGUUAUUCGAGCCUGAAAGCCGUGGCCGAUAAGGUGCAGUCCAUGCCGUUGCGCUUCAAAAACAUCAACCGACGCAUCUUCAAUCACAAACGCACAGGUAGUAACGCGAGUCACAAGAGCACCAGUUCCAAUCCAAAUACCGCCACCUCGUCGAGUAGCAAUUCCAACUUGACAGCGGCUACCGUUGGACGCGGCAAAAGUAUGAGCGGUCAGAAUUUGGGCACAAUUGAGAGCGGUGGCAGUGGCAGCGCCAGUAGCUAUGUGACGCCACGCUUCUUCACCCCCGCCUCCGAUGCAAACACAACGCUCACCAGCGAUAAUCCAAACUACCGUCUGUUAGAUGAGACUGCGAAUACAUCGUGCCUUUCGGGCGCGGGCGACGCGCCACCACGCGCGCACGGCGCCUUCUCGUCAAGUGGUAAUACAAAUUACAAGCGCUUAGACGAAUCGCUAAAUGCAACAUUAACGCCAGGUAAAACUACAAGUGGGACCACCACGACCGGCAGUAGCGCAGCACCACCGCGGCAGCAAAUGCCUUCUCGCCAAAAUUCCGAUUACACGUUAAUGGGAGCGGCAGCAACCGAUUCCACAUUACAUACUACUGACAAUCCAAAUUACGUGGUCAUGAAUCAGCCAUCGGGCCCAACAAUGCCACCCACUCAUCUGCCGCACACAAUUUCCGCCAGUCCGAUUGCAACCGCAUCCGCACAAACAAGUGAAAAUCCCGCCUACACAAUGAUGGGGCCUGUGCCAUUAGGCCCAAGCAAAAAUGGAUCAUCGACAUCAACCAUCGGAGAUGAUCCCAAAGAUGAUGACGACGACGACGACGAUGACGACAAUGGCGACGAAGAUGAUGAGCCAACAGUGCAUAUCAAAAUGGAACUGCUCGGUGGCCGACGCCGUGGCGGUGAGCGCACCCAACAAUCUCGCAAGGCGCGCGGUCAUCGAAGUCGCAGCCAAAGUCAGAAUAAAUUGGAUGAGAAGGCAACAUCAAAGACCGGCAAUUCACCGGCUACCACAUCAGCCAGCACCAGUCUAGCAACUGCGGAUGAGGGUUGCAGUAGCUAUGUGAGUUUAGCGCCAGUGGCAACAACAGCCACUACGAUCCCAACCACAGAGUCCCGCCCAUCUACGACGUAUUCGCUCAAGGAGAAGUGGUUACGACAGCAAUCACAGCAGCCACCACAACCACCACCGAAUGGUUUCAUAGGGCGAGAAGCGUAGUAUCGGGCGGUGGCGGCGAAAUCCGAGCGCAGAAAGCGGAAGACAAGAAAGCGUACGCUGCCAUUAUAAAGUGAAUGAGGUGUAGCGCAGAUUGUGGUGUUCGAAGCAAUCGCGAAUCAACUGUAAAUUCUCGCCGCAACGAAACACACCUACUCAGAGGGUUAUCACGUGCACACCAUAAGCCAUUUCUAUUGUAUUUAUGUACAUAUGUAGGUGUAUUUGUGCUAAUGAUAUAUUUUUUAGAAAAAUUCAAGAAAGGAAAUAAGAUUAAGUAAUUCAAAUACUAAACUGUACAACUCCAUUUAGUAUGUAAUUGCUAAAAGUUUAAGCAUCAUUUAGCCUAUUUUAGGUAAAAAGAGCUAAGAUCAUUUCAGACGUUCAUGAAAUUGUAUUGCAUUGUACGAGAAAAAGAAAAAACACAAAAAAAAUCUACACAUUAAUUAACAAUUUAAUACUGUAAUACUUCAUAUAAAACAUAGUUAUAACAUAAAAUUAUAAUAUGUAUAAUAUGUGUACACUAGUAAAAAAAAGGAUAACUCUGUAAGCAAUUUGUUAAAAAAAAAGCAUGCAACUUAUUUGACGAAGCAGACACUCAAAAGCGGGAAAGCGGAAAACCUUCGCUUCAGGUGUGUCGUUGUUGAAAUAUGUGGUAGGCAUGCUGAGAAGACAUGGUAGAAAAUAAAGACUGCGGAAUGCUUGUAGAUGCCAAUUUAUAACUUAUUUAGAAAGCACAUUCGAUGUUCGGGGCUCUUAACAUAAAUACAUACAUACUCUGGUGUAUGCGAAUAAUUGUAACAAAAUCAAGAAAGGAACAGGGAACUUUUUAUUCAUGCACGAGGUAUUUGUUGUGGUCCUGUUCGAGUAAUUUACAUAACUGUGUAAGAUAUGUUUUCUGUCACGAAGAGAUUCGCAAAUUAUUCAUAAAAACAAACUUUUGAUAUACCUAGAAAACAGCGCCACCUAUUAAAGAAAUCCAUUUUAUAACCGGCUCUAAUACAAAAAAACAACAUUUUUGUAGUUGUUGUAUUAAGAGCAUACAAAUUCCCCAGAGUUGUUGGGUUACGUGGAGCUGACUGUCGUGGGAACACAAAAACAAUCAUUUAUUUAAUUCGAUUAUCAAGUAUUCGAUAAAAUGAUUUGCAACUGAAUGUAAUUUCGGACAAAUAGUAAGGAAAAGAUUGUAAAAAAUUAAAUAGAAUGUAUUUCUGAAAAAAUGGUCCCACCACCUUUUGAAUUGAAAAAAAAAUAUCAAAAAUAGUUCUUUCGAAAAAUGUCUUUAUAUAUAAAUAUUUUCAGACAGGUAUAUUCCCGUUGGCGUCGUCGUUUCAAAACGAAAUAAAAAAACGUUCUUCUUUCUGAAUCCUUAUUAAAUCCAAAAAUUGCCAAAAAAAAAAUAUUUGAGUUAAAAGCUUUUUACAAAGUCAUUUGAAAAUAAUUUUUUAUGAAUAAGUUGCGAAGUUUCGAUUGUAUGAAAAAUUAUGAACACAGUUUCAUGAAUUAUUUGACGAGAGCUACGGCCUGCACUAGGUCACUCGGAAAAGUUAAUUUUCACUACUAUAUAGUAAAAUCGCUAAAUCGGCUUUUUUUUGCUCUAACUUCUUUAUUUGAUGUCCAAUUUCUAUAAAUAACACCUCGUUAUAAAGGUAUCAAGAAAGCCUACAGUUGUAUAUGCUGAGCUACUAUCAUGUCUCAUAAACUUUGAAUGUUAUACGCCAUCUAUAUGUCAAAUUAUAAUCCGUCGGCGAGAAAAAUAUUAACCCAUUUUCAUUAAACAACAGCUAAGUAACGGUAAUUGUGUAGGAGUUCAAUUGUAUGAUAACAAUAACAAACAAUAACAAGUAAAUAUUUGGUAUUAAAUAUUUAUUUCAUAAUUAAAUUUUUUUUCGGAACUCUAGUUGGUUGUGCCGUGUGUUCGACUAUUAAGCUAGAGUGUAUUUUUGAGCUUCUUACUACUGAUAACAGGGUGUAGUUAAAAAAAAAAAAAAACUUCAUAGCGUUUUUAGUUUAACAUUCUAGAAUAGUCUGUUGUGUGCUUUUUUGAUACCUUUACAAUUGUAUAUCAUUUAUAGAAAUCGAAUAUCAAAUAGAUAAGUUAUAGAAAAAAAAAGUAUUUAUGUAUAUGUAUGUUUCAGAGGGUGCCAAAAUAAAAUGUUUACACUUCUGAAAUACCCUCAUAGUGAGAGUUCAAAAUCGCGUGGAACAAAUUGAACUUUUUUUUUGUGUUACGGUGUAAUGAAUUCGAAUUUGAGAAGUUCAAAAGCGAAUUUUCGAUAUACAUACAUACAUAUCAUCACCUUAAUUCACAAAGGCCCUAACCAACAAACUUUUUUUAUUUUUACAGGAGAAGCAAAAAUCAUUAUAAAAUUAUGGGGUUUUUGUUUCUACAAAAAAUGUUGCCCUCUUCUUAGUAUUUGUGCGUAGAGCGCAAAGAGAACGUUCCCUGUUUUGGUAUCAAAAACAGGUAGGGGUUUUU